UGACGUCACUUCCUGUACUUCCUGCUUAUUCAAGAUGGCGUCGUGGGGAAUGAAGAUGAGUUUGUGGGAGAAUGGACCAAAACCCGGACAGUUUUACUCUUUCCCCGGCGGCAGCAGCAGCGGGACGGGCACAUCCUGUGGUCCGGUCCGACACACGCUUAACCCAAUGGUAACCGGGACAUCAGUACUUGGUGUGAAAUUCACAGGCGGCGUUAUCAUCGCAGCUGAUAUGUUGGGCUCAUAUGGCUCUCUGGCUCGAUUCAGGAACAUCUCCCGCCUCAUGAAGGUAAACACCAACACCAUCUUGGGGGCAUCAGGAGACUAUGCUGAUUAUCAGUAUCUCAAGCAAACUAUUGAACAGAUGGUGAUUGAUGAAGAGCUGCUUGGUGACGGCCACAGCUACAGUCCAAAGGCCAUCCACUCCUGGCUGACCAGAGUCAUGUACAACCGGCGAAGCAAGAUGAAUCCUCUGUGGAACACUGUAGUCAUUGGAGGUUUCUACGAUGGGGAAGGUUUCCUUGGUUACGUGGAUAAGCUUGGCGUUGCUUAUGAGGCUCCAACAGUGGCCACAGGUUUUGGAGCAUACUUGGCCCAGCCUCUUAUGAGGGAGGUGGUGGAGAACAAGGUGGAGAUCACCAAACAGGAGGCGCGGGAACUGGUGGAGCGCUGCCUGAAAGUGUUGUACUACAGAGAUGCUCGCUCCUACAACAGGCAUGAGAUUGCCAUAGUAACGGAGGAGGGUGUGGAGAUCAUUGGUCCUCUGUCAUCUGAAACCAACUGGGACAUUGCUCACCUGGUCAGUGGGUUUGAAUGAAGACGUACUGCAACUGUUUCCCUGCUGCAACAAAAGCAACUAAUCACACGCAACUUAGGAAUUCCACUUUAGUUUCUAUCUGUUUACGGUCACUUUUGUAAUAUGGAAAAUAAAUAUGAUAAAUGAAAAAACAA
Molecule: messenger RNA, 948 nt
Organism: Cololabis saira (Pacific saury)
Lineage: Eukaryota; Metazoa; Chordata; Actinopteri; Beloniformes; Belonidae
Gene: psmb4
Product: proteasome 20S subunit beta 4
Exons: 8
Coding region: 35-814 (259 amino acids)
Cellular component (GO): proteasome core complex
Source: RefSeq, a predicted model, not a curated record